AUGUUAAAAGAUAGUGUACCAAAAAAUAUUUUCAACCGUUUAAUAUCCAUACGUGAUGAAAUUAUUACAAAACAAAUGAAAAAGAUUGAAAAAAGACAUAAUCGUAAAUUAGCUCGAUUACGUUCUUAUAAUGUUUUGAAAGCUGAAAAACUAUCAAAUCAUAAUUCAAUCAGUAUUUCAUUACAAAAUUCAUCACAACAACAAUUAACAACAAAGAAUAAUGAUAACAUACAAAAAAGUGAUCUGAAACCUAUUACUAAUUUAUCUCUACGGAAAUUAGCAAUAGAUGAAGAGAAUGCUCUUAAACGUGGUCUUCAUCAUGUUUUUCCAAUAGGUAAAUUUGAUAAUUCUAGAUUUGUUUGUGACAUGGAACAUUUUUAUGCAAAACUAAUUAAUUUACAUAGUGAUUAUCGUCAUUACGAAGGUAAAGAUCUCAAGCAACAAAUUAAACCUAAAUUAACAUCACCUCAAUUAAGUGCUGCAGUUGAAUUACGUUCAAAAGCUAAUUCAUUUCGAAAGAAAGCGGGAUUAGAAAUGACUAUGAAUAAUCAACAAUACAAACAGAUUAAACAGAUACUAAGAUCAUUAGCAAAGGAUACCAAUAUUGCUAUCACAAAACCAGACAAAGGACAUGGUAUAGUUAUAAUGGACAAAGAUGACUACAUUAGAAAAAUGGAAACUCUUCUCGAAGAUCAGUCAAAGUUCAAAUGGAUUUAUCAGGAUCCAACCGUUACUAAUGAAGAUCGUGUAACACUUUUGUUAACAAGAUUACUUAAAGAAGGUUUUAUUACUAACGCAGAAUAUAAUAUGGCUAAACCAACAGGUUCAAGACCAGCUCGUCUCUAUGGUUUACCAAAAUUACAUAAACCAAAUGAAAAUUAUCCAUUAUGUCCGGUUAUGUCUGCAAUUAAAACAGUUGAAUAUAGUUUAGGUAAAAUGCUUAGAAAUCGAUUAAAACAUCUUCAAACAAGUCCUUAUGUUAUUAAAGAUUCAUUUGAUUUUUUAAACAAAAUUAAAUCAUCAAAAAAUGUGGAUAGGAUAUUUAUUUCAUUUGAUGUAGUAAGUCUCUUUACCAAUGAUCCACUUGCCUAUACAAUUGAUCUUGUUCUUGAUCAAAUGUAUCCGACAUGUAAAAAAUCAUGUCUGAAACUAACAAGAGCAGAACAAUAUCGUAAACGUAAGCAGAAUGUUGACUUUAGAACUCUACUAGAAGAAGCUACAUCUAAAACACAUUUUACCUUUAAUAACUUAAUGUAUGUUCAACAUAAUGGUGUUGCAGUGGGUGCUCCAUUAGCUUCAGUGAUUGCUGAUAUCUUUAUCACUCGCUUGAAAACAACAUUGACGGAUAAAUGA
Molecule: messenger RNA, 1353 nt
Organism: Rotaria sp. Silwood1
Lineage: Eukaryota; Metazoa; Rotifera; Eurotatoria; Philodinida; Philodinidae
Source: the annotation of a GenBank genome assembly